Drosophila hydei is the source of this 2414-nucleotide messenger RNA. RefSeq lists its product as uncharacterized. NCBI's taxonomy places the organism in Eukaryota, Metazoa, Arthropoda, Insecta, Diptera, Drosophilidae. The coding region runs from base 238 to 1953 and encodes 571 amino acids. The record is from RefSeq and is a predicted model, not a curated record. The transcript has 2 exons.
UUAUAACCCAAGUGCUGCACAAAUGUUACGUCCUAUUGCUUUGUAGUUUUAAUGUGGGCCUGAAAAACUCAAAAAUCAGAUCAAAAUCAUUUGGACUAGGGUUGAACAAAGUCGUCAUUGACAAAAUUUUCAUUUUGGAAAAAUUUUCAUUUUCAAAAAAAGUCUAGAUGAAUGCAGCGCAAUAUUUUGUACCCCUUUGGCCUAAGUCCUUGAAAAGUACUAAAUUUGUUUCAUAUAAUGAAUCGCCGUCAGUAUGCUGCCAGUACCGCUUAUACACGUCGUCAGUCUGCAGAGGUUUUUUCCAAUGACCCGUUUAAAAUUCAUUCGUAUAAUUUUCGUUACGCUGAUCGACCCGCUUACCCAGUUCAGAAUUACCAACGACCACAAUUGACCCAAUCAAAGGCACCCGAUUUCGAGACAUAUUAUCAAAAUCCUAAGUUUAAUGGCAAAAAGCAUGAAAGACAGCCAUCUGCAUCGACGCCUCCGAGUGCUUUUGUUGAGCACCGACGUCGUAAUUUUCUGCAUGAUUUCAAAUGCGUACCAUCACAGCCGAGCAAAGUUCGUGACAUACUGGUACCCACUGUACCUACUGUACGUAAGCCUCGUACUCAGCCACUGCUGCGUACCUGUUGCAAUCAAGACGAAUAUCAGACGGUACUUCGUGGCCAAAGUGUCACCAGUUUACAACAAACUUCCAUUAAUACAAAUAGAGAUAUCCACAAAGAUGGAGGAGGAGGCGGCGUAGGAAGAGGCAGAGGCAGAAGUGCUUCCUUUUGCACUCUUAAAGACCCUGAAAAAAAUUGGUCUACAUCCACUUUUAAGCUGUCCCCGAGGCGGAGCGCAAGCACCUGUAGUGGGUGUGCGAUCAACAUAAAUAUAAAGGGGCUUGAAUCUGAGCUAGAUCUGGAUAAGAGUUUGAGAAUUAAGAUUCAAACUGAUACAUGUUUGCAUAACAAUACAGAUAGGUCCAAAAUGAUUCCCAAUUUCCAAACAGAGCAGCUUGGUAGUUCGGAUAGUUUUAUCAUUGAUAAGCGUCUGUCGAAGUUUAGUCUGCCUGAAACAUGGACACAAGAUAGUCGCCAGUGCGAUGUGUUCAAGGGUAAACAAUUGCCGGUGCGAUCAGAGAGAAAUCGUUUGGAGCGGGUGUGUCCACAGGACAUGCUCAAGGAGCAGCAACGUGUGCGACUGCGUGAACAGGAACGUGAGCGUGAAAGAUUACAGCAGAUAGAAUCGGAGCGUGAAAGGCGCAGGGUACGUGGGCUAGAGCCGAGAAAAAGAGAGUAUGAGUGGGUGCAUUGUCACUCCGAUAGGAGAGACCAGCGUGUGCCAAUCCGCGCAAUUUCCAUGCCAACAGCAAUCGCUUCACCUGUAGAUGUGAAUUCACAUUUGUCGAAGCCUACUUCGGCGGAACGAUUGCCAGGUAUGGUGUCAUGUUCUUUAAACCAGUCCAGAACGCAUGCAACUCGAGCUGAACGGCUGCAAAACUGCACACGGAAUCUGGCAACAUUGCAAGGCAUGAAAUCAAGAUUAUGUUCACAGACGGAGGAAAGACGUCCAUUAAGAACACUGGAGCGUCGCAGCUCGGGCAGCUCUAAUAAUUACAAUGCCAGUGUUGUCGGUAGUGGCAGUAACUGCAGCGUGGGAGGUCUGUCGGCUUCUUAUCUGAACGAGAACAAGCUACUUAAUUUGCACGUAAACGGCAUGCCCGUUAGCAGCAACCAACCCAUAUACACGCGAAUAAACAAUGUACCCAUACGAAUUACGACAUCCCAGCUGGCGGAUGAGAAUUUGGAGUUCUCAAUGAAUAAGGUGCGCAUACGCAAUCCCUCACCAGUAGCAAGAAAUCCGGUUCAGGAGCGUAGGCGUAGCUGUAGCAGCAAUAGUUGCCAAUCGGAGGAGCAAUUACAAAAGCCCUACAAUGUCAACAUCAGUGUUUACGCGGAUAAUCGAUAACCGGAUAAUCGAUUAAGUGAAUAUUUGCUGCUGUUGCAAUGUCAGCAUAACUGUUUUCUCUGUGUGUCUUUUUUAAGUACAGUACAGUUAUGUUGACCUUAUAACAGCCUUAAAUAUUCAUAUUCGUCCGCGAUUCAAUAUUACUUAUGUUGUCUAAAGUCAAUUUCAAGCCUCGUAUCUAAUUUCCGAGUAUUCUUUUUUAAUGUAAUAAAUAUUUUUGAUAAAUGAAUUCCGUCGUUUUUCUUAAUGCGAGUUUUUGGGGCUCACAGUAAACCAUUGCAAUUGAGGGCGUUGACUCAUUCGUCACAUUGUGCAAGCAAAUACCUUCCAUUCUGGGAGUAAAAUUUACUAAUGUGUAUUGUGAGCACAUAGCAUAACAGGAUCUCUGUUUAUCUCUGUAAGAGAUACUGUCUUUUACAGUACACAACAAUUAACUUUUUUAUAUAAUCAAAAAGUUCACU